UGCCUCAAGAACGUUCACCAGAACACUUCACCCACAGGUCUAGAGGGCGCGAUUUGACGGUCGAGGAUUGUAGGCUUCGACCAUGGGCUCCUCAAUGUUUUGGAACAGGCUCAUCCUGCGACUGCCACCAGUUCUUCGUCCUCGGUGGACAUGGCGAUACAUACUAUGCUUCGGCCUUGCCACAUAUACUGUUUACAGUCUCUUGUUCGCCUCGCCCUUACUUUCGUCUAAGCUACCAGCAUAUACGGGACCGCAUCAGGUCGGCACUAUCGACCUCGAAAUCCCUUGCGACCCCCGCAGAAUCAAUGAUGCCACACUCAAAGAUGGCGGCCACCCGGCCUUUCAAGUCGAAACUGUACUCUUCACCCUGUACUAUCCGUCCGUCAAAGGUGUAGUGUCUCACAAGUCUCACCAUCACUGGGUUCCUCGACCCCUUGGGAUAGUCGGCGCUGGAUAUGCACGCUUCGCCAGGAUCAGCAACUUCUUGACCAAUUCACUGAUGACCUUUGGCUUAUGGGCAUUGGUUGGCGGCACCAAGAUUCCUGCACAUGUCGACGUGCCACUUCACGAUGGGCCAAUCAUCUUGGAGACGCCUGAUGCUCUUACUUCAACCAUGGAUACAUUUGCCGGGUUCCCGGUCAUGGUCUUUUCACACGGGAUGGCAAGCUCUCGAACGCAGUAUACGCAAUAUUGCGGAGAACUCGCCAGCCGGGGGUAUGUUGUUGCUGCGAUAGAGCACCGGGACGGCAGCGGACCAGGCACAGUCAUCAAGAACUCAUCGGGAGGUGAAAGGACUUUGCUGCAUUUCUCUCAUCGACAUCUACACGACGAUGCUGGGCUGGACAGCCAUACGUUCAAGCAGGCUCAACUUGAUUUCCGUCAGGCGGAGGUAGAAGAGACUGUCCAAGUUCUUCAAUACAUCAACGACGGCCACGGGGAUAUGAUCUUCGUGCAGAACUCUCGAGGUGAGGGCCAGCAUCUGAAGCACUGGCACGGCCGUCUCGCCAUGAAUACCACCACCAUUGGAGGACAUUCGUUCGGUGCCACCUUAGCACUGCAAACUUUGAAAGACGGGCCAUCUGAAAAGCUUCCUUUCCAGAGCGCUGUUGUCCUCGACCCUGGCAAGCAAAGCGGCCCGUUGAAUCCUGACGUGAAUGUCUCGACUCUAGUCAUCCAUUCGAACUCCUGGUCUAGCAGACGCUCUAUCUUCUUUGGCCGGGCCCAUUUCGAAGUGGUCAAGGAUGUAGUACUCGGGGUCUUGAAAAGAGGCAAAGACGCGUGGUUCAUGACUUCACGUACGUGACUGGAUCCAAAGGACUCCGAAGGCUAACCCUCUGCAGUUGGUACAAGUCACCCUUCAGUCACCGACGCUCCAUUGAUCGAGCCACUGCUCCUUGGCUGGACCACUGGAUCUACCAUCGAUGCACAUGAAGGUGUGCGGCAGUACGUCAAAGUGUCUCACAGGUUCCUGCAGUAUCAGACAUCUGGAAUCAAGCGUGGGAUAUUGUCGGAAUGUGUGACGCAUCCCGAGUUCAAUGUGGAAGAGAAAGACAGAUUUGAGAAAGGGGAGCUGUCGCGGGAGAUUUGGAAGUAUUGGCAGAUCCAUGCUGCACCUUGCGGGCCUGAAGAAGGCGAGGAUGGAGUGUGAGAUACUUGGAGACGGCCGUAAGCUUCCCAUCCCCAGGCGCUGUUGGUAGCAGAGGCUUAACACGUUGUGCGAGUCUCUCUGGCGACUUACCAAGGGGAAGAGCUGGUACAGACUGAUGGUCAAACGCCGUGAGUUCAGCAUAUCCUCGCAACGGCUCGGGAAAGAGACUCCUUGGACAGAAAUUGUUCGGCUCAGGAGCAGUUGAGGCCGUGCUCGGAGUAUAAAAAGCACAGGUGAGGAUAUGAAACAUGAAAUGACUGGACAUGUGUGUUGGCAACUGGGAGUUAUUUAAGCCCCCAGUUCCUCAGGCGAGAAUUGUGGUUCCUGGACCGUGGUUCUGGUUCACGGGGACGGAUCACAUCAGUCAGCAAGUCUAAUGAUCCUUUGACCGUGUUCAGCCUUGUGCGAGUACUCCGUACAGUAGGUAGAAUGAACAUCAUUCCAAUCCG
This is a messenger RNA of Exophiala xenobiotica, 2097 nucleotides long. RefSeq lists its product as hypothetical. The record is from RefSeq and is a predicted model, not a curated record. The coding region runs from base 83 to 1303 and encodes 406 amino acids. NCBI's taxonomy places the organism in Eukaryota, Fungi, Ascomycota, Eurotiomycetes, Chaetothyriales, Herpotrichiellaceae. Gene Ontology annotation, molecular function: 1-alkyl-2-acetylglycerophosphocholine esterase activity. The transcript is spliced from 5 exons.